UCUUCUGGGGCACUCGGUCGCUCACCCACCAGCACAGAUUGCACCGGUUAAGCAAGGCUUUCAGCUGCCUCCUCACAUCUCUCUCUCUCUCUCGCUCGCUCGCUCUCUCUUUCACUUUUGUUCCUGCUUGUCCCUUGGAGACAAUCUCAAGCUAGCAGCAGCCCAGAAAGCUGCAGAGGCGUCAGACCAGCUGGGGACGGUGGCUCCUGCAGCCUGCGCUGCCCAGCCUACCUUGCCACUGGAAAGAACAGGACAAAAUCAUGCCCAUGGAUGCCAGCAUACAGAAACCGCUCCUGGGAGCACCCGACUCAGCCUAUCAGACCUUCCCGCAGAGGAAUGCCCACCAGCUGGACCGGGAAUACAUCAGAACCCUUCAAAACAAGCGGCUCUUUCUAGCAGUUUUCGCUGCCGUCCUGGGGAACUUCAAUUUUGGGUACGCGCUGGUUUACACGUCCCCUGUGAUCCCUGCCUUGGAAACAUCCAACAUUCCCGCCUUGAAAAUUACCCGGGUGGAGCAAUCCUGGUUUGGGUCCGUGUUCACGCUGGGCGCCGCCGCCGGGGGUCUCAGCGCCAUGCUCCUGAAUGACCGCCUGGGUCGGAAGCUGAGCAUCAUGUUCUCAGCCGUCCCUUCUGCUGUCGGAUACGCCUUCAUGGGCAGUGCCCAGGGAGUCUGGAUGCUGCUGCUGGGGCGACUGCUGACGGGCUACGCAGGUGGCGUGACAGCGGCAUCCAUACCGGUCUAUAUCUCCGAGAUCUCCCACCCUGGGGUCAGAGGAGUUUUGGGCGCCUGCCCUCAGAUCAUGGCUGUCCUUGGCUCCCUCAUCCUCUAUGCCCUGGGCCUGAAGCUCUCCUGGCGCUGGCUGGCCGUGGCUGGGGAAGUGCCAGUUCUCACUAUGAUCAUCCUGCUCUGCUUCAUGCCCAACUCGCCCCGUUUUCUCAUCUCGAAGGGGAAGGACGAUGAGGCAGUCAGGGUGCUGCGCUGGCUCCGGGGCCAGAACACGGAUUUCCACCGGGAAUUUGAGCAAAUCAAAGAAAGCGUGAGGCAACAGAGCAGACGGAUUUCCUGCGCGGAGAUCAAGGACCCAUUCAUUUACAAACCAAUCCUGAUCGCGGUGCUAAUGAGGUUCCUGCAGCAGCUCUCGGGUGUCACCCCCAUCCUGGUGUAUUUGCAGUCGAUAUUUCAGAGCACAGCUGUGAUCUUGAAGCCGGAGUACGAUGCAGCUAUCGUAGGGGGAGUUCGCUUGGCGUCUGUGCUCAUUGCCGCUUUCUCUAUGGACAAAGCUGGGAGGAAAAUUCUUCUCUUCGUAUCGGCUGGGAUCAUGCUUGCCUCAAACCUGAUCCUAGGGCUCUACAUCCACUACACGUCGCUGCCUUCUCACAACUCUACCACGACCAUCGUUAACGGGACCCUACUGAGCCCAGAAAGCCUUACUGCAAAGCCCUCCGGCUACAUCACCCUCAUCCCCCUGGUGGCUACCAUGCUCUUUAUAAUGGGUUAUGCCAUGGGCUGGGGUCCCAUCACCUGGUUGCUGAUGUCAGAGAUCCUCCCUCUGAAGGCCCGUGGGGUGGCAUCAGGCCUCUGUGUCCUCGUGAGCUGGCUCACGGCCUUUGCGCUGACCAGAUUCUUCCUGCUGGUAGUGUAUUUUGCUAAUCCCCUCUUUCAAUGGCUCUUGGCUCCCAAGUCACACGGGCAAUUUGUCCUAUUUUCCAGCAAGACUUCGGCCUUGAAGUCCCGUUCCUGUUCUUUGCUGUCAUCUGCGCAGGGAACCUCCUCUUCACGGGUUGCUGCGUCCCAGAGACCAAAGGCCGAUCCCUGGAGCAAAUCGAAUCCUACUUCAGGACUGGGCGGAGAUCCUUUAUGAGGAACCAUAUAUGAGAAUCCUUAGGAGCACCACCCUUCAGCUGAGCUUUCAAAACAAAAUCUGACAUGCAAGGGGACAAGAAAAAUUUUGUGCUGCUAGAGGCAGAACCUGGCAUUUUCUCUGUACUGAUAAGGCCUACAUACACCGUGCAUGCAGGCUCGUUGGUGACUGUCUAAUUUUGGAUGGAACCAUUGUCUUUGAGAAUCACACACUAGAAUUUCACCUUCUUUUCAUGAGUCACGCAACACUAUUCUAAGGAACCACUGGUCUCUGGACAGAAUUUUAACAACCUGGAAUUUCUAUCUGUGCUACUAAUUUUAACCUAGAUAGCAAUACCAGCUCCAACAUUGUACUGGAGGUAAAGAGGGCUCCUUAAAGUCAAACAAACGUAGUCUGUGGACCAGAGAAAACCAGCCGUUUCUUAACACAGCCUGUAAGAGCAAAGCAGCCCAGGGGAAGCAGGGGUUGAAUCAAGACCUUACAUUGCUGGCCACUGCCCAGGGUGGGUUGGCAAAGGCCCUUUGUGCAAUUGCAACAAUAAAGUGGUUUUAACUCCCA
This is a messenger RNA of Chelonoidis abingdonii (Abingdon island giant tortoise), 2420 nucleotides long. The record is from RefSeq and is a predicted model, not a curated record. NCBI's taxonomy places the organism in Eukaryota, Metazoa, Chordata, Testudines, Testudinidae.